AUCUGGCCACACUGAAUCGGAGACGUAAGUUACGCAGACCCGUUUAUAACUAAAAAUUACAAUAAAUUUAAAAACCAUUUUGCUACUAGUAAAAUAAAUUUUAAUUUGAAACAAAUUAAGAUAAAAUUUUAAAUAUCAUGGGUUGUUUUUAUCUGAUGUUUUUUUUGAACUAACUACAUAUUAGUACAAGGCCAAGGUAACAAAAAACAAUAAAGAUAAGUGAAAAAAAAACACCUGAAAAACCGGCUACCAACUCAAAUGUGUUGCAAAACUCGGCUGUAAAUAGUAGUGUUGUAUGUAUUAUUUUCGUUUAUCUGUGCUUAAUUUUAAUUCUCAAUUCAUAUUCAUAACCUCACCAAAUUUAUAAUAUUUGGUUUAAAUACUGUGAUAUUAUAGUUAUUAAUUAUUCACUUAAAAAGUUUUUAUUGAAUCUUCAAAAUGUCUGAACCAACGACUAGAUCGAAUUUGCCUUUUAGUAAGACCAAUGAUCCAGAACAGGACAAGAAAUUGUUGGAGCCUUUCAGUUAUAUUCUUCAAGUUCCUGGAAAAAAUAUAAGGUCUAAACUAUCCAGUGCGUUUAAUUACUGGUUGCAUAUUCCUGAUGAGAAAUUGACUCAAAUCUCAGAUAUUGUCCAAAUAUUACAUAAUUCUAGUCUUUUAAUUGAUGAUAUCCAAGAUAAUUCAAUAUUAAGAAGAGGUAUUCCUGUGGCACAUUCAAUUUAUGGUGUUGCUAGUACUAUAAACAGUGCAAAUUAUACAUCUUUUAUUGCCUUAGAACGUGUAAAUGACUUGAACCAUCCUCAAGCAAUUUCGAUAGCUUUAGAGCAAAUUUUAGAACUAUACAGGGGUCAAGGAAUGGAAAUAUUUUGGCGGGACAAUUUUCAUUGUCCAAGUGAAGAGGAAUAUAAGCAAAUGGUGAUAAGAAAAACUGGUGGUCUUUUUAUGUUAGCUAUAAGAUUAAUGCAGCUUUUCAGUGAUAACAAACAGGAUUUUACAAUAAUUACUGGAAUUUUAGGUCUCAUAUUUCAAAUUAGAGAUGAUUAUAUUAAUCUAAUAUCUAAAGAUUACAUGCAGCACAAAAGUUACUGUGAAGAUUUAACAGAAGGAAAAUUUAGCUUUCCAAUAAUUCAUGCAAUUAGGAGUCAACCACAUGAACAACAAGUGAUUCACAUCCUUCGUCAGAGAACCAAAGAUACUGAAGUGAAAAAGUACUGCGUGUCCUUACUUGAAAAAUAUGGCAGUUUCGAACAUACCAGACAAACUUUAUUGAAAUUGCAAAAAGAUGCCAAAGAUGAAAUCGAGAAACUUGGAGGCAAUCCGUUUAUGGAAGAAUUUUUAAUUUCUCUAUCUAAAAUAUGAGCAUUAGCUUGUAAAGACAAAAAAUGCUUUUAUUUAUUUUUAUAUGUAUUAUUUAUCCAAAAUUUGUUAAAACAAUAUUUUGAUGGUCAAAAUAAAUGUAUUGAACUUU
Molecule: messenger RNA, 1468 nt
Organism: Psylliodes chrysocephalus
Lineage: Eukaryota; Metazoa; Arthropoda; Insecta; Coleoptera; Chrysomelidae
Source: the annotation of a GenBank genome assembly